Messenger RNA from Acipenser ruthenus (sterlet), 10583 nucleotides. RefSeq names its product voltage-dependent R-type calcium channel subunit alpha-1E (gene cacna1ea). Lineage: Eukaryota; Metazoa; Chordata; Actinopteri; Acipenseriformes; Acipenseridae. The record is from RefSeq and is a predicted model, not a curated record. The coding region runs from base 14 to 6364 and encodes 2116 amino acids. Gene Ontology annotation, cellular component: neuronal cell body; membrane; voltage-gated calcium channel complex. Gene Ontology annotation, biological process: calcium ion import across plasma membrane; chemical synaptic transmission. The transcript has 45 exons. Gene Ontology annotation, molecular function: high voltage-gated calcium channel activity; calcium ion binding.
UCCUUUUGAAUACAUGAUCCUGGCCAGUAUCAUUGCCAACUGCAUCGUCCUGGCCUUGGAGCAGCAUCUUCCAGGAGAUGACAGAACACCCAUGUCAAAGAGACUGGAAAAGACUGAGCCAUACUUUAUAGGGAUCUUCUGCCUUGAGGCGGGGAUUAAGGUCAUCGCCCUGGGUUUCGUGUUCCACAAAGGCUCCUACCUGCGGAACGGCUGGAACGUGAUGGAUUUCAUUGUGAUUCUCAGCGGGAUCCUGGCGUACGCUGGUGCUUACAUCAACACACGUGUGGACUUGAAGACACUGAGAGCAGUCAGAGUGCUUCGGCCACUCAAACUCGUCUCAGGCAUUCCCAGUCUACAGAUCGUGCUGAAGUCCAUAAUGAAAGCCAUGAUUCCUCUGCUGCAGAUCGGGCUGCUCCUGUUCUUCGCCAUUCUCAUGUUUGCAAUCAUUGGCCUGGAGUUCUACAGUGGCAAGUUGCACCGGACUUGCGGCCUUCGGGCCAACCUGACAGAUUUGAAAGAUUUUGAAGCCCUUGAUGAGUCGGAGUUGGACUUCCCCUGCCGAGACAAAGGCUGUCCCGAGAACUAUGAAUGCAAUAAGCCCUGGAUCGGUCCUAACAACGGGAUCACGCAGUUUGAUAACAUCCUGUUUGCUUUGCUGACUGUCUUCCAAUGCAUCACUAUGGAGGGCUGGUCCACAGUCCUCUACAAUACCAAUGAUGCCUUAGGCCCAACCUGGAACUGGCUGUAUUUCAUCCCUCUGAUCAUCAUCGGAUCCUUUUUCGUGCUAAACCUUGUGCUGGGGGUCCUGUCUGGGGAGUUUGCCAAAGAGAGGGAGAGAGUGGAGAACCGGAGGGCGUUCAUGAAGCUGAGGAGACAGCAGCAAAUUGAGCGCGAGCUGAAUGGGUACCGAGCCUGGAUUGACCGAGCAGAGGAAGUAAUGCUAGCAGAAGAAAAUAAAAAUUCAGCCACGUCGGCAUUGGAAGUGCUGCGGAGAGCUACCAUCAAAAAGAGUCGCAUGGAGACGAUUCCCCGGGAACCCAGCGAGGACCAGUAUGCUGACAUCUCAUCUGUGGGUAUCCCCCUGGCCAGAGCCAGCAUUAAGAGCACUAAACGGGAUGGCACCUCGUAUUUCCGUCGGAAGGAGCGCCUGCUGAGGAUCUCUGUGCGCCACAUGGUGAAAUCCCACACCUUCUACUGGAUCGUGCUGAGCCUGGUGGCCUUAAACACACUGUGCGUGGCUAUUGUGCAUCACAACCAGCCGCAGUGGCUCUCCACGUUCCUCUACUAUGCAGAGUUCCUCUUCCUGGGCCUGUUUCUCACCGAGAUGUUCUUAAAGAUGUACGGCCUGGGACCACGGCUCUACUUCCACUCCUCUUUCAAUCGCUUUGAUUGCGGAGUUAUUGUCGGCAGUAUAUUCGAAGUGAUCUGGGGAUUUUUCCGGCCGGGAAUGUCUUUUGGAAUCAGCGUUAUGCGGGCUCUACGUCUGCUGAGGAUUUUUAAAAUUACAAAGUACUGGGCGUCGCUGCGGAACCUGGUGGUGUCUCUCAUGAGCUCCAUGAAAUCCAUCAUAAGCCUGCUCUUCCUGCUCUUCCUCUUCAUCUUGGUCUUCGCUCUGCUGGGGAUGCAGCUCUUUGGGGGCAGGUUUAUUUUUGAAGACACUCCAACAAACUUUGAUACGUUCCCUGCAGCAAUAAUGACAGUGUUCCAGAUCCUGACGGGAGAGGACUGGAAUGAGGUGAUGUACAAUGGGAUUCGUUCUCAUGGAGGAGUCAAGUCUGGCAUGUGGUCCUCUAUAUAUUUCAUUGUUCUGACGCUCUUCGGCAACUACACACUGCUCAAUGUGUUCUUGGCCAUCGCGGUGGACAAUCUAGCCAAUGCUCAGGAGCUGACUAAGGAUGAGCAGGAGGAAGAAGAGGCCUUCAACCAGAAGCACGCCCUGCAGAAAGCAAAGGAAGUCAGCCCCAUGUCAGCAACAAACAUGCUGGCUUCAGAAAGGGAGAGAAGAAGGAGGCUCACAAUGUCAGUUUGGGAGCAGAGAACCAGCCAGCUGAGGAGGCGAAGGCAGAUGUCCAGCAGAGAGGCUCUGUACUCCAGCCCGACCGAGGAGCCAGAGAGGGGAGCCAGCUGCCACCGACACAGGAAGACUGAGAGCCUUUGCAGAGAUCCUGUGGUCCCAGACAUACAGCCACUACCCCUGCAAAUGCCAAUGCCACUGCCAGGCCCUGAAGAGACACUGGGGGUGACCAACCACUGCCAAGCACGCAGCAAGGAGGGCCACCAGAGCCCCAGAGCAAAUGGAGAGAGAGGAAACCGGGCAAGCCGCAAGGCCCACGGCCCCCUGUCUGAGGGGUUAGCCCCUGAAGAGGGGGUGAGGGUGAGGAGGAGUGGGCGGCACCAGCGGAAGGAGAGGGGAGAGGGAAAGGCCAAGGACUCCUCUCACAGUGAAGGCAGCCGCUCCGUCAGCAGAGAGAGAAGAACAGAAGAGGGAAGAGGAUGGGGAGGUGGAGGAGAGGCAGGGGAGCCCAAGGUCCCGGGGGGAAGGACGGAAGAGGACAGUGGGAGCAGAUCACUGGAAGCUGUGGCAGGUUUCCCUGACCCCCUGCCUGUGACAAACUCCCCCAGAGCAGCGGAGCAGGACAGCACCAGAGCUGCCCUGCAGCAGAGUGGGGAGCAAGCAGGGAGCACAGCUCCUGCGGACACUGCGGUGGAGAUCGAGCCCGAGAUAAACCCCAGCCUGCUGAACCUCGUGAAACCUGCGGGCCAGACCAGCAUGGCCGUCGAGGUGACUGACACACACACGCCACUGGAGCUGCUGCCCAUCACAGUCAACAGCAAGGAAGCAGAAGCCUCGAUUGCAGUGAAUGCAGAGGGGGGGCUGAGUGGAGCGAGAACCGUCCCACCACACAGCAUGUUCAUCUUCAGCGCCUCCAACCCUAUCAGAAGAGCCUGCCACUACAUUGUAAACCUGCGCUACUUUGAGAUGUGCAUCCUCCUGGUCAUCGUGGCAAGCAGCAUUGCCCUGGCAGCAGAGGAUCCUGUUUCCACUGGGUCCAAGUGGAACAAAGUGCUGCGUUACUUUGAUUAUGUUUUCACCGCUGUAUUUACCUUUGAGAUGAUUAUAAAGAUGAUCGAUCAGGGUCUGAUUCUACACGAUGGCUCAUACUUCCGAGACCUGUGGAACAUUCUGGAUUUCAUCGUGGUUGUGGGAGCACUCAUUGCCUUUGCUUUAGCGACUACCAAAGGACGGGAUAUCAAGACUAUCAAGUCUUUGAGAGUUCUACGCGUCCUCCGACCCCUGAAGACCAUCAAGAGACUGCCAAAGCUCAAGGCAGUGUUUGACUGCGUGGUGACUUCUCUAAAGAACGUCUUUAACAUCCUGAUUGUCUACAAGCUCGUCAUGUUCAUCUUCGCUGUCAUCGCGGUGCAGCUCUUCAAAGGGAAGUUCUUCUACUGCACCGACGAGUCCAAGGACACUGAGAAGGAGUGCAGGGGCUACUACCUCGAAUUUGAUAAAGACAAAAUGGACAAGAUGGAGAGGAAGAAGAGGGAGUGGAAGCAUCAUGAUUUCCACUAUGACAACAUCAUCUAUGCACUCCUGACCCUCUUCACUGUCUCCACCGGGGAAGGUUGGCCGCAGGUCCUGCAGCACUCAGUGGAUGUGACGGAGGAGGACCGUGGGCCGAGUCGAGGGAACCGCAUGGAGAUGUCUAUCUUCUACGUGGUCUAUUUUGUGGUAUUCCCCUUCUUCUUCGUAAACAUCUUCGUGGCUCUGAUCAUCAUCACUUUCCAGGAGCAGGGGGACAAGAUGAUGGAGGAGUGCAGCCUGGAGAAGAACGAGAGAGCCUGCAUUGACUUUGCUAUCAAUGCCAAGCCCCUGACGCGCUACAUGCCUCAGAACAGGCAGACCUUUCAGUACAGAGUCUGGCACUUUGUCGUGUCGCCCUCCUUCGAGUACACUGUGCUGACCAUGAUCGCCCUCAAUACCGUGGUGCUCAUGAUGAAGUAUUACUCAGCUCCUGCUGCCUAUGACCACGUACUGAAGCACCUGAACACUGCAUUCACCAUCCUCUUCUCACUGGAGUGCAUCUUGAAAAUCAUGGCUUUUGGAUUUUUGAACUACUUCCGGGACACGUGGAACAUAUUUGACUUCAUCACGGUCCUGGGCAGCAUCACUGAGAUCAUCCUGGCCGACACGCAGCUGCUCAACACAUUCAACAUGAGUUUCCUGAAGCUGUUCCGCGCUGCCCGACUCAUCAAACUCCUGAGACAGGGCUACACCAUCCGCAUCCUGCUCUGGACAUUCGUACAGUCCUUCAAGGCUCUGCCAUAUGUAUGCCUGCUGAUAGCAAUGCUCUUCUUCAUAUACGCAAUUAUCGGAAUGCAGGUAUUUGGGAACAUCAAGGUGCAGAACAAUUCUCAGAUCAACCACCAUAACAACUUCAGGACCUUCUUCAGCGCGCUGAUGCUUCUGUUCAGGAGUGCCACGGGUGAAUCCUGGCAGGAGAUCAUGCUGUCCUGCACAGCAGGGAAGCCAUGUGAAACCCACAACGGCAACAGCAGCAGCAGCUCUGUCACCAGCGAGACCUGCGGCACGGACUUUGCAUACUUCUACUUUGUCUCCUUCAUCUUCUUCAGCUCCUUUCUGAUGCUAAACUUGUUUGUGGCUGUCAUCAUGGACAACUUUGAAUACCUGACUCGAGACUCCUCCAUCCUGGGGCCUCACCACCUGGAUGAGUUUGUGCGAAUCUGGGCAGAGUAUGACCGGGCUGCAUGUGGAAGAGUUCACUAUAAGGAGAUGUACAAAAUAAUGCGAUCGAUAUCGCCUCCUCUGGGCUUUGGAAAGAACUGCCCCUACAGGGUGGCCUGCAAGAGAUUGGUGCUGAUGAACAUGCCUGUCGAUGAGGAGAUGACAGUACACUUUACCUCUACUUUGAUGGCACUUAUAAGAACAGCCCUUGAAGUUAACAUUGCAAGAGGUGGAGAGGACAGGCAGCAGAUGGAUGCAGAGUUGCAAAAGGACAUCAGUUUGAUCUGGCCUCACCUUUCACAGAAGUCACUGGAUUAUCUGGUUCCGAUACAUAAAGCCAGCGACCUGACCAUCGGGAAGAUCUACGCAGCCAUGAUGAUCAUGGACUACUAUAAACUGAACAAGGCCAAGAAACAGAGGCAACAGCUGGAGGAGCAGAAACAUGCCCCAAUGUUCCAGCGCAUGGACGCCUCGUCCCUCCCUCAGGAGAUCCUCUCCAGCGCCAAGGCUCUGCCAUUCCUGCAGCACAGCCCCAGCACUGGCCUGGGAGAAUUCGUGGCGCUCAGCCCCCUGUCCCCUCAGGAGAGGUUUGUGAGUCCCAGGUCUCCCGACCUCCACAGGAGAGAAGACUUCCAGGAGCACCACACUCUGAUGUCCGAGCGGAGGGAGUUGCCUAGGCAGGUUUUCCCAAGUAACAGACAGUGUCUCCCCUUGGAAGUGCCGGGGCGGGGCAUUUCACUACGAGCCUCUUCCAUGCCUCGACUAGCAGUGGAACCACAGGUGAUGACAGACAGCAGCUCGAUGAAACGCUCCUUCUCCACGAUCGGAGCCCAGCGUGUGAACGGGCUGUGGCUGGACGAGUACUCACUGGAGAGAGUGGGUCCUGCCGAGCUGCACAGACAGCAGCACCGGAGCUACCGGCCGCCUGGUUUAAAGUCAGAGCACCGCCAAGCUUGUGACCGGGAGCGGGGCCGGUCUAAAGAGCGCAGGCACCUGCUAUCUCCAGACGUGUCCCGCUGCAACUCAGAGGAGAGGAGCCCCUCGGGACAGCCCCCCAUCCGGGAGAGAGUGCAGUCCAGAUCCCCGAGCCAGGGCCGAGCACGCACCAUCCACACACAGGGCCCCAGCUCGGACAGCCCAGUCCCCUCCACCUCAGAGUCCAGCACUCCCAAUCAUGGGCGUCGCCAGCUGCCCCAAACCCCCUCCAAACCCCGGCCCCACAUCUCCUACUCGCCCCUGGUGCGCCGCUCCGCCAACCCCUCCCCCCCAGCCAACGGCAGCACCCCACGGACCCGAGAGCCGACCGCCACUGGGGGACAGUGUGCUGGGGAAGGCCAGAGCAGCCAUCGCUCCACACCUCACCGCUACAUCUCCGAGCCCUACCUCCCUCUGCACGAGGACUACAACAGCCCCGAUUCAGCCGGAGCCGACGAGACCUUGACCUUUGAGGCUGCAGUGGCCACCAGCUUCGGGCACUCCAACACUAUCAGCUCAGCCCCUCCACAUAGGCACAGCUGGCAGGUCCCCAAUGGGCACUUCCGCAACCGGCUCACCCAGUCCAGCUCAGUGACCGGCUGCGAGCUCUUUAGCGACACGGAUGAGGACGAUCGCUGCUAGGGGCUGCUGCUGCUACCUACAGACAGGAAUAUUAAAGAACAUGGGGAACGUUCUAGAACAUUCCAAGAUUAGGAUGCUAAAGGGAGGGCCGUUGACGUUACAAUACAGCCACUAUGUUGUGAAGUACAUUUUUUGAAAGGAAUAACAAUAUAUGGUAGAGUCUACUUAGCUGAAUGCUGUUUUGGACAGAAUUUAUCAGCUAACCCGAGUAUUCACCUAACAGCAGUGUACCUCUAUUAUUAUGUCCAUUUUUUAAAUUAAUUGUUUCUGUAUGCUUAUUGUGGAAAUUCUUACUCUUGGAUAACAUACAUUUUACAAUAGGCAUUGUAAAGCUGCAUAACUGUACAAUUGUGCAAAACAACCUUUCAGCUAAACAGAAUAAUAUUGUAUUACAUAUAAAUAGCAAUGGUGCAUAAUACAAUUAUUCAGUUAAACAAUGUAAUCAGCUAAGUGACAGUAUAGUGGAGAGCACUCUAAGCAGGUAAUUUACUGGUUUGAGUAACAUCUAGCUAGUUUUAUCUAUUUCAUUAGUUUUAUUCCUUUCAUUAAAUGUACCUUUUCGAUUGCUUCAUAAUAGCACUAAAAAUAUUAGCGUGUGCCAAACUGAGAAAUAAAAAGGUAGAGAUCACAAGGGCUUGGGAAAGAAAAGUUGCAAAUAAAGUGCUAACUCUCACUAAUACUCAAUUUAAAACCACUUUGCUGUUCACCCAAUACCAAACGCACCUCGUAAUGAAUUAACAUGACGCUUCCGUGGUAGUGUGAUGAGUGUGCCUCUCUGUGUGUGUGUUCCCGUGCUCUAUUAAACCCAGAAGAGGUUCCUCUCAAUCUCUGAAACUCAACCUUGAAAACAAUGCCCCACAAUGAGAGCCGUGCCCAGAGACAGGUCACUGUAUAAUGAAGUUUAGCUACUGUAACAAAAUGGAUGAGCUGCCAGCAAUGGGAAAUCUCAUUCACUCACCAAUACAACACAGCAGUAUUGCACGGUUAAUAAUGACAGAUACAUCUGCUGUACAGUAAAUGUUUUUGUUACUGGAAGUAUGUUGUUCAAUUAGAGAAUGACAGACACUCGAUAUGACUCCCCCGCACUAUUGAAUCAACUGCUUUACCAAUGUGAUCAAUUUGAAUGAGUCCCAAUGUGAUCAUAGGAAGAGUUAUUCAAUGUGCUUCUUAUCAGAAGUUCCAUCCCGCAACAUGCCCCACCCACUUACACCCUGAACCCCAGGUUCAGCACUGUCUCUUGGGUCCCAGGCUGGAACUUGCCACAAGCUCUGUAGCAUGGAGAAACCUCUAAACAUCACAACGCUGAGGGUUAGCACUUUGUUUUACCGACCCCCUUCAGAUAAACAAGAGAGAGAGAAGACUCUCCAUAGGGAGCCCUGAUAUUCAAAUCUUUAAAUAAACACAGGGCUCUAUUUUGAGUGCAAAGGCAUUCUUAAAGGGGGAAAAAAACAUUGUAACAGCACAAUACUAGCAAGUAUACCAGACAGUGAAGGAGCAGUUAGUUGUUCUGAGAAGUUAUUUGCUCACUGAAUACUGUUAAAUUGAUUUUAUUCCUUUCAGAAAAUGUGUCCUUUUUUAAAUUAGGGCCCCACUAUCUUUGAAAAAUAAAGGCGAGAUGACGAGAUUUUAGGGGAGACGAAGCAGAGAAUACUAUUUCUGCAGUAGCACUGACAGUGAUCCAGACAGGUCCAGCUAGUUUCAGUAUUCAUGGCUGUAUAUAUUAUACAAAGGCUUGCCAUCAAAAGGGGGUCUGAUUACUCACGAAAAGCCUCUGUGGUCCAUUGUGUAAAAAAAUUAAUAAAUGGUAAAGGGAAAUGAGGGGGUUAUCAAUUACAUUUCUAUCAAUUUGUUUAUUGAGCACUGAAAAACAUUCGGUGGACUACAGUGUAGCUAUAUAGUGCUUUAGGCCAUGUGUCACGAUGCAUGAUCUCUGUUGCGAUAGGAAUCAUGUCACGCUGAGCUUGGAGACACUGAAAGGUACUCCCAGUAUAGAUCACAUUGGCAGUGGUGUCCGUUACCAUGUCCCUUGGUACUGUUGCAGUGCGUUGUGGAUUAAUGACCCGUUACUGUGGGAAGUUGCUUGUGAUGUUCUUGCAUCAGUGGUCUUUUGUGAACAUUUUCUUCUGACAACCACCAGGUGUCCCAUUAUUUUUAUGAAAAGACAGGAAGGUUAAUGUUUAGUUAAAUAAAAAAAAUAAAAAAUGAAGUAAAACCUUAUAAAUGGUUCAUACUUUUUUGUAGUGCCUAAUACUUGUUAAAUUAAUUCUGGCAUUCAGCAUAACUUCAACACCAAAAUGGUGAACACAAAAAAUAAACACUGUAUUAAACACUCGUCAUUUACUGAUUCUGGUUUUGCAUUAAGAUGUCACUUCCAGCAGUCCUCACAGUGUCUUCUUACUUAAACAAUGCUCUUCAUUCUAGACUAAAACCUAGUUUUAACUGAGCACUAAUAGCUUAAGCACCCUUUCACAUAUACUGCUCCUUACUACAGUCACAGUAAUCAGGGGCUCCUUUGUAUUUCAUGCAAGUUAAGUGACUCUGCAGUGACCUACAUUUAGUGAUGAGUAUGCAAACAGAAUAUUAAUUGUUAUCUUUAUCCAUGGUAUUUUAACAUGCUCCAUGUGAAGGAUGGUUAGCAGUGUGAUAAUUCAGCAGCUCUCAGACACCCUCUGCUGCAAUAGUACGCUAGUGUCCAGGGAACAUGGCAAUGAGAACCACUCGGUGGGGUUAUAUUGGGGUGAACCACGCCUUGACAUGCCUUGAUUGCUUAAGUGGAAGUCGCUAGCUAACCUUACUGUAGUCUUAACCACUGGCACUCCUCCAAACAGCUUUCUCAGAACCUCAUUUGAUAAUUGUUUGUUGUAACACAGUCGGUGGAUUUUGUGUUUGUUUUAAGUAAAAAAAAAAAAAAAAAAAGUUUCAUCCAAGGCUUUAAAAUCUAUUUAAUUAACGUUAAUAUUAUAACUGGUCCCCCUUCCUUUAAAGCAGUGCUAACCAAGGCUGGAAAAUGAAUGUCCUCAACUUAUUCCCAUCAGAAACAUCAUAGACAGUUUAGUAAAACCUGAGUCUUGGAAUUAUCUAAAUCUGCAUUAAUGUAAAAACAAGCAAUGAAAGAACAAGAAAGGGUGACCAGUACUAAUGUUCACGUGCAAAUACGAGAAAAGAAAAUGGAUUUGAAAGUCUCGGUUUGCACUUAGGUAGUCUGUGAUAAUGUUUCAAUUCUAAUAGUAGAUCAUACCAUGUAUUUCCAAACCUUGGUGGGCACUCUUUAGUUCCAAGAAAUAAUUACUUUUUGAAAAGAAUUUCAUCAGAUUGGAUGGCAUACUUUUGGACACUUAGGGACUUUUUCUUAUUAUUUUGUACAGGACAACAUUUCCAAUGGUUUGUAUAUAAUGGCUAUGGAAACUGCAUGUCUUAACUAUCUGCCAGAGCUUUGAAUUCUUGAGUCCUGAUGUACCUUUGCUUCCUCUCUGAAAGUGUGUAUGAGGUUUUAGGUUGUGUUGUUAUACAAUAUGUAAAUACUAACUUUUGUGUUAACGGAUUGAAAAUGUAUAAGAAAAAAGAAAAAAGCCAUGUUUCCUGUAAAUAGAAUGACCAUGUUAGGGGCUGAAAGAUGUAUUAGCAAUGGAUAAUGUACUGUACCAGUAACUGCCAUAUUAUCAGAGAUAUAUAACUGUGCUUUUUACAAGUGGAAUAUUUUGCUUAUGGGGAAUGGCCUUGUUGAUGUGUCAGUUUUUUGAGAGCAAAUUUCUACACAAUUUCCUUGUAAAUUAAAAAUAAAGCAAUUUAAUUGUGAUCAAAACAGGUUUGAAUUGGGGUGUUCAGAAAACAACCACCUGCCAUAACACUGUCAAUGGGAUGAAGGGUCACCAUGGGCAAGCACUGUUUUGACGUGGAAUCUGCGAAUCUGCAAAGUGUUUGUUCUAGAGGGAUAUUGACCAUUCUGCAAUGAAUACAGUGAGCACCUACAGUCUAUUAUAGUAUAUAGGAGUGAAUCUCACCAGGAAGAAGUUUUUAUAGCUUACAGGAUGCCUGUCAGGGAUCCAUUUGCAUUACAGAUCAGUCUGUUGUUUAAAGUAAAUGUUGCUAUAUAUGAAAGUUUCCUUUUGUUUUGCUUACCUUUUGUUUUGCGCACGUUUCAUCUUUUCUCUGCCGUGAUUUUUAGUCUCUUGCUCUCCAUUUGAACAUUAAAAAAUGAUAUAUCUCCCUUGCAACCAAA